AUGACACGUUUUUUAUUCAAUCAACUUUAUAAUCAGGCAAUUGCAGCUCCAUUUUGGGCCGAUCUUGAGUACGAUAAUAGUAGUUCCAGUAUCACAAUUAACUGGUAUAGUUCAACGAGUACUAAUCAAACUGAUGCGAAUACUUACUAUGACAUUAUUCAACAAGUGGUAACUGAAGCAUGUCCAGAACAAAGUUGUUUGUCGAGUUUUACCGCACUUCGAGCUGUUCGAAUUAGUUGGAACAAUCUUUAUUACACUCCAUCUGGCAAUAAUGAUUCUAUAAGCUUGUCGUUCUCCGCAUAUCUGAUAAAUACAUAUGAUGUGGGUUCUUCUAGUUAUCCAAUUCUUCGAUCAUAUUUUUUAUAUGACUACACUAAUCUAACAAGAAAUCUAACUUAUCUUAAACCUUUUGUCGGUUACCGCGGAAAAUAUUCUAUGGUUCAAACUUUUAACGAUCCAUUUUUUUAUCGAAAUGCAUUAUUUCUAACUCAAGGUUCACGAAGAAAUUUUUACGUUGGAGGACGCUUUUUAACUCAAUGUGAAGUAAGCUCUUUACGAGAAACAAGUGAUAUUAAUAUGUAUCCUUUGAAUAAUUUAAAUGAUGUUUUAAAUAAUCCACGAUUUCCGUGUCCAUGUUCACUCGGUCAAGCAUUAGCAGAUCGUCGUUUUGGUCGUUUAAAUAGUGAAACUGCUUAUGAAAGAUCAAAAAGGGUUGUUUGCUUUGGCCCACUAAUAACUGUUUGGAUCCCUAUUGGAUUUAAUUUUAAAGUACUUCGAGCACAAACAUGUUGUUAUAGCGAAAAUAAUGGAGGUUUAAUUACAUAUGGUGACCUUGCUGGUUCAGUACUUUCAAAUCCAUUUAUACUUUUUCAACAAUAUUCUUGGUUAAGACGAAUUGCCUUUCGCGAUCAAUGUUGUUCACCAACAGACACUGGAAGAACUGCAAAUUGGAAUAUAUGUCGUCUUUAUUAUCAACUUCAUCCACCAAGUACUUGUACAGGUUAUCAACCACCUACUAUGGUCACCGGUAUCGGUGAUCCCCAUAUCAAUACAAUUGAUAAUGGGCGAUAUACAUGUCAUAUUCAAGGAAUUUAUGUAUUUGCUCAGACAACUGAUAGUGCCCGUGCACUAGCUCAAUUUAAUCAAAACUACAGUACUAAUUUUGAUACUAAUGCUAUCUAUCCUGAUGAUUUAUUUCAAAUAUAUGUUCGUUCUGUAUCUAUACCACCAGCUUUAUCUUAUAUUGAACGAACACAAGGCGAUGCCUCGAUAUUUUCUAGUUAUUCAAUUGUUACUGAAAAUUAUUCUUUUAAUAUUAGUAAUAAUGAUGGAAAAUUUGGUUUUGUUGCAAAUAAUGGUUCAUCUAUUUUAUCACUUACGGUUAAUUUAGCAAGUAAUUUAAAUUAUGAUAAUGGAGAUAUGAUAAAUUAUAAUGAUCGAUAUAUUUAUCGAGUACAACAAACAGUUAUAUCUUUAAAAAAUAUAACAGUACCUCAAUUAACAUUUGCUCUUUGGUCUGGUCUUUCAAUGCAAUGUCAAAUUGUUAGUGAAAAUCUUGAUUGUACUUUAUCAUUACCGAAAAAAUAUCAAACACGUAUUGAAGGUUUAAUUGGUAAUUUUAAUGGAGAUUAUAAUGAUGAUUUAAUUAAUCGUGGAACAACUCAAACAAUUGUUAUAACACCUGCGAAUAGUGGAAAGUCUAUUAAUAAUGAUACAGACGUUCUUAGAGCUUGUCUUUCAUGGAAAGUACCUAAUGAUACAACGCCUAAUAUGAUAAAUCCAAUUAUGCCAUCGAACUUAGUUUAUAUGUAUUAUAAUGCUAUUGCAGAUACUCUUGCAAGUUUAAAUCCACUUCUUAAUCAAUCUCUGAUUGAUGAAAUAUGUUCAGAAAAUUUUGAAUGUCGUCAUGAUUAUAUUAUUCGAAUUAAUCCAAUAACUAGUGGUGCAACAGCUUCAACAUUAAAUUUAUUUCAACAAUCACGAACUAUAUUAGCUGAAAUAGUACCAACUAUCGAUGUAUCAUCACCUGUUCAAAUACCAUUACCAUAUCAUAAUACUAACCGUUUUUAUAUAUUACCAAUUACUGUUACUGGUGGAAAAAGUACACUUGUAACUAUUUCUCAAAAUGGUACUAUGACCACUAGUACUUUUAAUAAUGUGUCUAUUACGAUUCCAGUUCCGAAUAAUACCACUAGUUAUGUUCAAGUUUUUUUGACUGUUAGCUAUGGCACAAAUUCCACAUUGAUACAAUAUUUGAAUAUCAUCGGUUGUUUAUGUACAAAUACUAGUUAUUGUAAUUAUGCCGAUAGAACGAAAAUAUAUGAUAAUUACGAACUUGCUUCAUGUAAUUGUCCAGAUCAAUAUGACGGAGACUUUUGUCAAGACUCAUAUAAUGGUUGCAAAUCGGGUAGUGCAUGUCAAAUUAAUUGGGAUAAUACAACAACAACAUGUACUCCAUUGAGUGCUGCUGAUCAAUUGAGCCUACGUCGUUCGUAUACUUGCAAUGGUUCAUGUUUGAGUGGAUAUAGUUCAAAUAAUAGUUUCACAUGUGAAGAUAUUAAUGAAUGUCAAUUGAAUUCAUCUCGAUGUGGAAAUGGUAUAUGCAUUAAUCUUAUUGGAACAUUUUCAUGUGAUUGUGUCAACGGUUAUCGAUUUGACAAUCAGACAUGUAUUGAUAUAAAUGAAUGUAGAGAACCGAAUGUAGAUGGUACUUUUGGUAGACGUUGUAACACCACUGAUGUUUGUAUAAAUACAAACGGUAGUUAUACAUGUGAAUGUAGUCCUAUGUUUAAUACAACUGGAACUUGUGUUUAUAAUUCAAGUCUUUGUGGUGAUGAUACUUGCAGAGGCAGUGAUGGUACACUGUUAUGUUUACGUGGUUCGAUCGCAAUAUCUAAUAGUUGUGUUCCAUGGUGUAAUUCAACGUGUCCUGAUUUUUGUCAAUUGGUAAAUGAUAGUUAUCAAUGUAAUUGUAUGAAAUAUCCUGGUUUUCAACAUUCUAAUGAUGGAAAACAAUGUUUACAAUGUUAUGAUUUAAAUUAUGGUUAUGAUUGUAAUCAAAUGUGUAAUUGUACAUAUGGUAGUUGUAAUCCAAAUGCAACAAAUGUAAUUGGAAGUUGUAUUUGCGACAGUGGAUAUGAAGGAACAUUUUGUAAUAAACGUAUAGACAUGUGUGCAAGCAAUAAUCCAUGCAGCAAUGCUACAGAAGAUUGUCUAACUGAUCCCGCAAGUGGAAAUGCUACUUGUAGUUGUAAGGUUGGUUAUCAGAAAAAUGGGACGAGUACUUGCACAGAUAUCGAUGAAUGUACAAGCCAACUAGAUCUCUGUAUUCCAGAUGUUUCAAGUUGUGUUAAUUCUAUUGGAAGUUAUUGGUGUAAUUGUUCAAAUGGUUAUGAGUCUAUGAACGGUUCAUGUGUUGAUAUAAAUGAAUGUAAUAUGAGUGAAAAAAACUGUUCAGGCUACAAGAAUACAUAUUGUACGAAUAUUCAAGGUUCAUAUGAAUGUCGAUGUAGUUUUAAUUAUUCAUUAGGAGGGGAUUCUAAUCAACAAUAUGGAAAUGCUCGAAAUUCAACAAGUUUAUGUUUACCAACAAAUUAUUCAAUAUUCUGUGCAAAUCAAUGCUGGCCACCUGCUACAUGUAGUUCAAGAACAGGUCGAUGUGAAUGUCCAUCAUCGAACUAUAAUCUUGUUGAUUAUGCUUUGAUUCCUACUCUACAAACGUGUCAAUGUAUAGGUCAUCCAUAUACUUAUUAUGAUGGAAGUGGAUGUAUUAAUGCAACUGGCCUAACUUGGUUAAUAAUGAAUUUCGUGUCUGUUUCAACAAGUCGUACUGUACUUCUUACUCCACCAGAUACAUCUAGGAUAACAAAUAGAAUAUCUGCCGCCUUAUUUAAUAUGAGUAUAUCAUGUAAUGGAUCAUGUAUAAAUGUAUAUGAUACACAGAAUGUUUUACCGAAACAACUUCAACUUAUGGUUACAUUAAACAUUCCACUGAAUGUUACACAACGAAUAAUUUUUUUAAAUAAAUUACUCAAUGAUAUAUCUAUCUUCAAUGACAGUUACACUUUAACAUUGAUACAAAUGAGUUUAAAUCCAUUAUCAAAUGAACUGAGGAAUUUUACAGCAAAUAGUUCUAUACCACCUUGCGAAGAAUGUUCCAUUUUGGGAACAGGUGCUUGUUUUGGAAAUAAUUCCACUUGUGCAUGUAUUAAGCCGUAUGAAGGAUAUUUGUGUCGAGAUACUGCUACAUCAAGUGUUGCUCCAGUACAAACAUCGGAUAGAAAUUGGACAAUUAUUAUUGCCGUUGUCAGCGCCGUAGCUGGUCUUUUAUUAAUUGUUUCUAUUGUUAUGUGUGUAUUCUUUAUCAUCAAACAACGACAGACACCAGUUCCAAGCGCUAAAUUACCACAGACUCGUCCAAAAUUUACAAUACCUCGUGCUCAUAUUCCAACAAAUGUUACUAGUAAUCCAGAAAUUUUUAGUCUUGAUAAUACAAAUGAUGAAUCAUAUGUCGAUACAUCCGAUUCAUUACCAUCAAGUUCAAAUACAACAUAUAAUACAACAUAUCGUCCAAAUGGAACUCGUCCUGAAGCUGAUUUUGGUAUAUUUGAUGAAUUAGAAAAUCGUAUACCGUUAUCAAAAGGUCAAAUACCACGGCCACAAAUGCGUGAUAUGAUUGGUACAUUAAAUAGUUUACCAGGUCAUGAGCGAUUUGAUGGACCGUCAGGAGCAGCUAGUACAUUUUCGGAUAGUCGAGAUCUUGAUGAUAUUGAAUUUGUAACUGAUAUGGUUGAUGAUAUGACUAAAGAUGAUGAUAUGGAAGAUGAAUUUGUUGAAGCAUUAAAUCCAAAUUUAGCAAUGCCAAGAUCAGCUUUACAACCAGAAAUGAAAUCAUCAGGAUGGUUUUCAUUCUUUCGAAAUUCGUAA
Rotaria sp. Silwood2 is the source of this 4926-nucleotide messenger RNA. NCBI's taxonomy places the organism in Eukaryota, Metazoa, Rotifera, Eurotatoria, Philodinida, Philodinidae. The record is from the annotation of a GenBank genome assembly.